Molecule: messenger RNA, 1407 nt
Organism: Filobasidium floriforme
Lineage: Eukaryota; Fungi; Basidiomycota; Tremellomycetes; Filobasidiales; Filobasidiaceae
Exons: 4
Coding region: 44-1069 (341 amino acids)
Biological process (GO): RNA polymerase II preinitiation complex assembly; transcription initiation at RNA polymerase II promoter
Cellular component (GO): transcription factor TFIID complex; nucleus
Molecular function (GO): protein heterodimerization activity; transcription coactivator activity
Source: RefSeq, a predicted model, not a curated record
UCGACAAGCACACAAGUACAGCCCCUGGAGUUUUGGUGAAAUCAUGUCGUACACACCCGCAUCUUCCCCUCCGUUCGGAUAUCACGCCGCCUCACCAUCGAGCCAUGCACUGUCCCCACCUGCCAAACGGUCUUCUAGCGGGACCUCCAAACAGGCCGCCAUGAAACGACCUUCCAAACCGUCAUCCGUCAAAGGUAAAGCAGGACAGGGGUUAUCCAGCAAUUAUAGGAAACCGGCGACAUCGAAAUCGGGCUCAAGAGCGCCUUCGUUGAUGUCGGCCAGGUCGAGACCCGGGUCGAUAGCCGAGUCCGAAAACGUAGGCCCGUAUGGGAGGUCAAAGUUGAAAUCCGCUACACCUGGAAUGGGAAGGGCAAGUCGACCAGGAUCUAUACGCCCGACGAGCGAGUUUGGAAAAGACAAUUACGGGGACGAGGAUGACGAGGAUGACGAAGCGGGGAACGAAGAAGAGUUGGCUAGCGACUAUGGGGAUAAUGAAGAGGGCGAAGAAGGAGGAACGGCACCGGGCGAGGAGAAGAAGCUCUUGAGUGCCGAGGAAGAGAGGAUACUGGAAGAGAUGGGUCAGAGGGAGGUAGAUUUGCAGUCAUUGCGAAAGCUCAUGGACAGAGAUCAACAACGCCGGCACGACGAGCUCAAGUCCACGAACUUUACCUUUCAAUCCAUCCAGAAAGUCUAUCGAGAUAGAUACCCCGGAGCGGGACAUAUAGCAAAAAACGUCGCUGCGCUCAUUGGGGUCGUGGCCAAGACGCAUGUGGGGGAGAUCAUCGAGUUGGCCAAGAUGAUCCAGCUCCGCAAGAUGGAACAAGACCCUCGAUAUUCGCUUCCAUCUAACGCACCAGUGAACUCAAAACAAGUCGCUUCCUCGUCUUCCGCACCAGGACCGACAACGAGUAAUAACACGCAAGAUCGACCGAAAUUGAAAGCCUUGACCGCUAACGACCUGAGAGAGGCGUUCGAGGUGUACAUGGGGAACACAAGAGAAGUCAGAGGGACGGUCGGGAGGAGAGUAGGGGAGGAACGGAAGGUGGGGUUGUUUGGAGGGUGGGCGUGAGGCGUGAGGCGGAAUGAAGAAGGAAUCUCGAGACGAUUCAGAUGACGACCUUGAUGACGGAGACUACGAAUUUUGUAAUGACUUUUGGUAGACGAUUGAGCAUGCAUGGCAUAGAUCGCCGGGGCUGCUUUAUAUAGUUCUAUAGUCCCCUGCCUAGUCUAGGGAAUCCGAUUCAUCUGCAAUCGUCCAUGUAUUGCUCCGACUUGAGUGAUAUAGUAAAGGUUCAAGUGGCAAAUCCUGGUGCGCGCGCGCCGUCGUUCAAUCAACAGAUCGCAUUAAAUGUAUUAUGGUAUAAGUUACGGAUCUUACGGAUCAUGUCGCCUAUUGCCUAUUGUCGG